This is a messenger RNA of Trichophyton verrucosum HKI 0517, 885 nucleotides long. RefSeq lists its product as uncharacterized. The record is from RefSeq and is a predicted model, not a curated record. Gene Ontology annotation, cellular component: COPI vesicle coat. Gene Ontology annotation, molecular function: protein binding; structural molecule activity. Gene Ontology annotation, biological process: intra-Golgi vesicle-mediated transport; retrograde vesicle-mediated transport, Golgi to endoplasmic reticulum; endoplasmic reticulum to Golgi vesicle-mediated transport. Lineage: Eukaryota; Fungi; Ascomycota; Eurotiomycetes; Onygenales; Arthrodermataceae. The coding region runs from base 1 to 885 and encodes 294 amino acids. The transcript is spliced from 4 exons.
AUGGCUAACUUUGCUUCUUCAAAACAAGAGCUCCUGAACAUCCACAAUGCCUUCUACCAGGGGCAGUACCAGGAAGUAGUCGACUUCGAUACCUCCUCUUUCUCCUCCGAAAACACCCUUGCCGCCCGUGUCCUUAAGCUGCGAGCACAGAUCGCUCUUGGACAAAGUAACGAAGUGCUAAAGAGCCUGGGAGCCAAGAGAGACACACCGGAGUUGGAUGCUGUUGCGGCGUUGGCGGAACAUGUCUCUGGAAACGAGGAAGAAGCCCUGAAGCUGGCCGAAGACCUGGCAGCUAAGCAUGAGGAUAAUGCAGCGGUGCAGGUGCUGGCUGGCCAGGUCCUGCAUGCACAAGACAAGACCGCCGAGGCGUUGGCUCUGCUAUCGAAACAUUCAGGAAACCUAGAGGCUGUCGCUUUGAUUGUCCAGAUACACCUCCAGCAGAAUAGAUCCGACCUCGCUCUGAAAGAAGUCCAGGCAGCUCGACGAUGGGCACAGGAUUCGUUGCUUGUCAACUUGGCGGAGUCGUGGGUUGGUAUGAGAGUGGGUGGUGAGAAGUACCAGGCUGCUUUCUACGUCUACGAAGAACUCGCUUCCGUCCCCAGCACUACUUCCGCACUGUCAAUAGUCGGUCAAGCAGUGUCUGAACUGCACUUGGGCCGCAUACCGGAGGCAGAAGCCGCACUGCAGUCUGCUCUCCAGAAGUAUCCUGAAGAUCCUCAGGUACUCGCAAACUCUAUUGUAUUGAAUGCUAUCAGUGGAAAGGACAAGGAAGAGCUGACAGAGAGACUAAGCAAGGUCCAGCCUGACCAUGCAUUCCUUACCGACUUGAAGGAAAAGUCGGAUCUCUUUGACACAGCUGCAGCAAAAUACUCCGUCAAGGCCUAG